AUCAAAAUUCAAAUACAUUUUUACUUUCAAUUUAGAAUAAUUGAUGCACUUACCACAAUUACAAUAUUGCAUUUGCUCUUGUCUAUUUCCCAUCUAAGCCUUUUUCAUAUUUGGUCUAUAUAACAUUAUUUCCCACGCUGAAUGCCUGUUGUUAAUUUUGAAUGUAGUCUAAGUUGUUGUAUAGGCCUUUCGCUCUCGAAAUAUGCUAAGUAAUAUGUUAUUAUUGCUGAUGCUUAAACAGAUAUCUUCCACACAAUAUUGAUUUUUUUUUUGUUCUCUUCCUUGCACCGGAGAAUAAUUGUGCGCCAAUUGGCUAGGUCAUUUCGAUUAAUUCGCCUGUUAAUGGUCAGCACAUAAAUAAGAAAAACUGAAACAAAUCGACCUGAUACACAUCAUGACCGGCUUUCAUUUGUUCAAUUGCCGUCAUGUGGAAUACUCAGGACAUCAGGUUGCUGCGUAGCGGGCUUGCUCAGGCCGUCUAUCGCCGUUUUUUUCAGUGUAGUGCCUGGCUGCUCUAUGGCAUCGCACGGGGCUGUCAUUUUUUCAAGCUGCGCUACAAUAAACAACAUAAGCGAAUGGAGGAGAUGCAGUAUCAUCGCAUCAUCUCCAAAUUAGUUGUGACGGUUAAGUGUUUGGUUUUUCUUCGCGAUGCGGUGGAUUAUAUGGUACUUGGGUUCGUCGUAUGGAUACAUUUCUUUAGAGUCGAAGACAGCGGAGGGCAGAACUUUUUGAUCGGCCUAGUCAUGCAAGGCCUAACCAUGUAUGUACUGCGUCGUGUAACGAUUUUUUUACAUUCGCAGGAAGAUCGCAAAUUGAUAAUGCAUCUGAUCAACGAGAUCUUCUUCAUAACACGCACCAUUGAGAGCAAGUUUGGCAUGAUUUAUCACUGUGAGCUGUGCCUGUUGUGUGUUUACUUUUUCAAGCAGUAUUUGUUGUAUGUUAUGCUGGACUCUAUGUGGCACAAGCCCUACUUUCUAUGGAUUAACUUUUUCUACUGGAUACUAAUGGAGUAUUGUAGCCUUGGCUAUUUCAUCUAUCAGUUGAUUUUGCUCAAUUGGUAUCGCAACUUUAGCUUCUUCUUGCAACGCUUUAUCGAAUAUCAUGGCAGUCAAAGUUUCAUAUCUGGUCGUUACCAUCGCCGUCUGUUGUGGCUUUUCAAAAUACAUUUGCGCAUCAACAAUUUACAUCAACAUAUCAAAAAGAAGGUCGCCUGGCUGCCUGCGGCCAUCUACUUGGCAAUUUUUACGAGCAUUUUUAACAUGACGUUGAUGAUUGAGUGCAUCGUCUAUGCGGGGGAUGAAAUCGAGAACAAAGUGUAUAUUAUGUCAGAUGGUUGCCUAGGCCCAGCUGUAAUUCCAAUGCUCAACGUAUUUAUUAUUGGCUUGUGCACUGAUCGAUUGCGCAGCGAAGAGUUGACACAACAGCAGCAGAUUGUACUCAUAAAUAUUUUAUAUGUACGUAAGGCCUUCCCACACGAUCAUACACUCAAGGUGCUCAACAACGAGCACACUUCGUUGAUUGUGCAUCAAAAAUUGGAGCCGUUGCUCAAUGUGAUCAUUUUGGAUACCACCUGUGAUCGUGAAUUCGCCUUUGACUACUUUUUGACAGUGAUUGUAACUGCGCUGUCCUUUGUACAAUACACAGUUUCAACAGGUCGCAUUCUUGAUGAGUGUGUGACUCACAAAUAGGCGAAUCUCAUAAGGUGCACAAUCCAACAAAGACCUGCUGAAAGAAAGAAAAAAUUGUUGUACAUAAACGUGGCAUUUGCUUUUGAAAUAAACGCAUCUCUGUGCAGGGAGUUUAGUAUGAAAAA
Molecule: messenger RNA, 1813 nt
Organism: Drosophila virilis
Lineage: Eukaryota; Metazoa; Arthropoda; Insecta; Diptera; Drosophilidae
Gene: Grl43a
Product: Gustatory receptor-like 43a
Source: RefSeq, a predicted model, not a curated record